Messenger RNA from Lycium ferocissimum, 1262 nucleotides. Its product is annotated as serine/threonine-protein kinase SAPK3-like. The transcript has 9 exons. Bases 21 to 1040 code for a protein of 339 amino acids. The record is from RefSeq and is a predicted model, not a curated record. Gene Ontology annotation, biological process: protein phosphorylation; intracellular signal transduction. NCBI's taxonomy places the organism in Eukaryota, Viridiplantae, Streptophyta, Magnoliopsida, Solanales, Solanaceae. Gene Ontology annotation, molecular function: ATP binding; protein serine/threonine kinase activity.
UUGAGUUGGAUUGAGGUGAAAUGGAGGAAAGGUAUGAGCCACUGAAAGAACUUGGUUCUGGGAAUUUUGGAGUGGCAAGGCUAGUGAGGGACAAGAAGAUUAAAGAACUUGUUGCUGUCAAAUACAUUGAAAGAGGGAAGAAGAUUGACGAGAAUGUGCAGAGGGAGAUCAUAAAUCACAGAUCAUUGAGGCAUCCUAACAUUAUCCGAUUUAAAGAGGUAUUGUUAACUCCUACACAUUUAGCAAUUGUGAUGGAAUAUGCAGCAGGGGGAGAACUUUUUGCUAGAAUAUGCAGUGCUGGAAGAUUUAGUGAAGAUGAGGCUCGCUUCUUCUUCCAACAACUAAUAUCUGGAGUCAGCUACUGUCAUUCAAUGGAAAUCUGUCACAGGGAUUUGAAACUGGAAAACACACUCCUUGAUGGAAGCCCAACACCACGUCUUAAAAUAUGUGAUUUUGGCUAUUCUAAGUCCGGGUUAUUACAUUCACAACCCAAGUCAACAGUAGGAACACCUGCUUACAUUGCUCCAGAGGUCCUGUCACGGAAGGAAUAUGAUGGGAAGGUUGCCGAUGUGUGGUCAUGUGGGGUGACACUGUAUGUGAUGUUAGUAGGAGCAUACCCUUUUGAGGAUCCUGAAGAUCCUAGAAAUUUCCGUAAAACUAUCCAGAGAAUAAUGAGCGUCCAGUAUUCCAUACCCGAUUAUAUACGAAUAUCUGCAGAUUGCAUGAACCUUCUUUCUCGAAUAUUUGUUGCGAAUCCAUCAAAGAGGAUCACUAUUCCAGAGAUAAAGAAACACCCCUGGUUUCUAAAGAAUUUGCCGAAAAACUUGAUGGAUGGCGAGAAUGCGAAUUAUGGAGUGUCUUCUGAUCAGCAACAGCAAAGAGUCGAAGACAUAAUGCGGAUCAUACAAGAAUCAAGGAUCCCUGGAGAAGGGUCAAAACCCGGGCAAGCACCUGCAGGGGCAACAGCAGACCCCGAUGACAUGGAAGGUGACUUGGAAUCUGAAAUUGACAUCAGUGGUGAUUUUGUCGAUCAUAUCUGAGGUCGCCAUUGUGAACUAGACUGAAAAAAGUUGUAGCAUGCAACUUUGACUUGCUUAUAUGUAAUGUAAGAAGACUAUAUGCUUUUGAUUAUGCACAGAAAUAUGAGUUUCAGGUAUGCUCAACUGUAUGAAAUGUAUUAGCCAGCAACUAGAGUUAUGUGUUUACUGUUCUGUUAACAAUGGACAUGUCAGGUUAUUUAUACUAGUAUCUUUCUUGAUUCA